CUCGGAGGGCCGCCGCCGCGAGCGCCUGGCCUCCCGCGCCAUGGCUCCCAUGGGCAUCCGCCUGUCCCCGCUGGGGGUGGCCGUGUUCUGCCUGCUGGGACUCGGUGUGCUUUACCACCUCUACUCGGGCUUCAUGGCCGGCCGCUUCAGCCUCUUCGGCCUUGGCGCAGAGCCGGGUGGCGGCGCGCCGGGGCCGGCGGUCGUGGCCGACGGGGGCACCGUGGACCUGCGCGAGAUGCUGGCGGUGUCGGUGUUGGCGGCGGUUCGAGGCGGCGACGAAGUGAGGCGUGUCCGCGAGAGCAACGUGCUCCAUGAGAAGUCCAAAGGGAAGACCCGUGAGGGUGCCGACGACAAGAUGACCAGCGGGGACGUGCUGUCCAACCGCAAGAUGUUCUACCUGCUCAAGACCGCCUUCCCCAACGUGCAGAUCAAUACUGAGGAACAUGUGGAUGCAUCUGAUCAGGAGGUUAUCUCUUGGGAUCGUAAAAUUCCUGAGGACAUCCUAAAGGAAAUUACCACCCCUAAAGAGGUACCAGCAGAGAGUGUUACUGUGUGGAUCGAUCCACUUGAUGCUACACAGGAAUAUACCGAGGAUCUUCGACAAUAUGUAACUACCAUGGUGUGCGUGGCUGUAUAUGGUAAACCUGUGCUAGGAGUAAUACAUAAACCAUUUUCUGAAUAUACAGCAUGGGCAAUGGUAGAUGGUGGAUCAAAUGUGAAAGCCCGCUCUUCUUACAAUGAGAAGACCCCGAGGAUUAUUGUGUCUCGAUCUCAUUCAGGAAUGGUCAAGCAGGUUGCUCUUCAGACUUUCGGAAACCAAACUGUGAUCAUCCCAGCUGGUGGUGCUGGUUAUAAAGUUUUAGCAUUAUUGGAUGUGCCUGAUAAGAAUCAAGAAAAAGCUGAUCUCUAUAUCCAUGUGACAUACAUCAAAAAAUGGGAUAUAUGUGCUGGCAAUGCCAUUUUAAAAGCCCUUGGGGGGCACAUGACUACCUUGAAUGGUGAAGAAAUCAGUUAUACCGGCUCUGAUGGCAUUGAAGGGGGACUUCUUGCUAGCAUCAGGAUGAACCACCAAGGAGUAAUCAGAAAACUGCCAGAUCUAGAGAAGACGGGACAUAAGUAAGCAAAGCCGAUUACAGAUCACAGCUCUUCCAGAGCUUAACAGUCUGCCUGAAAUGCUGGAAGCUUCAAUGCAUCGGCGGAGACUAUGCAUAGUUAAGGCCAUCUCGAACUUUUUAAAGUAUUUAUGAAACAUCAGAGACUUAUUUUCCCUGUAAUAAGGAUGCAAGGUCAGGGAAAAUGGGUUGCUUCGUGUUUCAAGUAUUGUCUUUAUUUUUGAGACUAUUUUCGUACUGUUGUCAUACACAAGGCGCAAAUAUAUAUAUUUGUGAAUUAAAAUCUAUAGCUGAGUCUA
Condylura cristata (star-nosed mole) is the source of this 1411-nucleotide messenger RNA. It is a transcript of the gene BPNT2, whose product is annotated as inositol monophosphatase domain containing 1. Gene Ontology annotation, biological process: phosphatidylinositol phosphate biosynthetic process; skeletal system development. The transcript has 5 exons. Gene Ontology annotation, molecular function: 3'-nucleotidase activity. Gene Ontology annotation, cellular component: endomembrane system. NCBI's taxonomy places the organism in Eukaryota, Metazoa, Chordata, Mammalia, Eulipotyphla, Talpidae. The record is from RefSeq and is a predicted model, not a curated record. Bases 41 to 1120 code for a protein of 359 amino acids.